Molecule: messenger RNA, 1874 nt
Organism: Columba livia (rock pigeon)
Lineage: Eukaryota; Metazoa; Chordata; Aves; Columbiformes; Columbidae
Product: zinc phosphodiesterase ELAC protein 1
Exons: 3
Coding region: 1-1089 (362 amino acids)
Cellular component (GO): nucleus
Molecular function (GO): 3'-tRNA processing endoribonuclease activity
Source: RefSeq, a predicted model, not a curated record
AUGUCGAUGGAUAUAACGUUCCUCGGCACAGGCUCGGCGUAUCCGUCUCCGACAAGAGGAGCGUCGGCCCUGGUGCUUCGCCGGGAAGGGGAGUGUUGGCUUUUCGACUGCGGGGAGGGAACGCAAACACAAUUCAUGAGGAGCCACCUCAGAGCAGGCAGAAUCACCAAGAUUUUCAUAACUCACCUUCACGGCGACCACAUUUUUGGCCUUCCCGGCCUGCUGUGCACGCUUAGUCUCCAAGUUAAUCCCGACCCAAGCAAACCGCCGCUCGAUAUUUACGGCCCCUUAGGGCUGCGGUAUUUCAUCCGGAGGAGUCUGGAGCUCUCCCACUCCCAGCUUCUCUUUCCCUACGCUGUUCAUGAGCUGGUCCCCACACCAGAUCAAUGCCCCGCGGAGGAAUUUAAAGAGUUCUCUUGCUUGGAUCAAGUGGCUCAAGGUGCACAAGGGCGAAUUCUCCACCUGGAUCCAGUCGAAAACUCUUACUUACUGCUUGAGGAUGAGCAACUGGUUGUGAAAGCGUUUCGCCUGUUCCAUCGCAUCCCUUCCUUUGGCUUUGUGGUGGAAGAGAAGCCCCGGCCUGGUAAACUCAACGUCCAGAAGCUGAAAGACCUUGGAGUUCAACCAGGUCCUCUCUAUGGGAAGCUGAAGAACGGAACCUCGGUCGUUCUGGAGAACGGAAUCACAAUUUCUCCUUCGGACGUCUUAGAAAACGCGAUUCCCGGAAGGAAAAUCUGCAUUUUGGGGGAUUGUUCGGGGACGGUCGGAGAUGCGGCGGCCAAGCUUUGCUACGGAGCCGAUGUGCUGGUGCACGAAGCCACGUUGGACGAUACCCAAGAGGAAAAGGCGCGUGAGCGCGGUCACAGCACUCCCAGAAUGGCGUCGGCUUGGGCCAAACGCUGCCAAGCCAAGAAACUGGUGUUGACUCAUUUCAGUCAACGAUACAAACCCGGAGGGGAGGGAGACGCGGACGUCACCGAAAUGAAGAGACAGGCCGAGUCGGGGUUGGAUGGGCAAGAAGUGACGCUGGCCGAGGAUUUUAUGACCAUAGAAAUUGCUAUGAAAAAGGAAAAACAGCCGCUUUCGUAAAGCCGGAAAGAAGGACGCGCAAACAUCUGGAAUUUGGAAUGAAUUCGUGGUGGGUUCGGACGCUGAGCCGCCCCAGAAUCGGAGCGUUAGGGCGGCACAAACCUUCAGAGCCCGUGGGGUUUACAAUAUUUAGUAAGAAUUCAACAUAUCCUGCCCAUUAAAAGCCUUUGAAUAACAUCUAUUUCAAAUUUACACGCCUCAUUUUGCGCCUGUUAUCUGACUGUUAAACUGGAAUUAAUGAAGUAUUUAGAACCCCACCAAAUCGUUGUAACUGGGGGUGUUUUCAUGCUCAAGUCAAGUUCUAAUUCUCCAGUUCCACAGGAUCAAUAAAUACAAUUUAGGCUUCCUGUCCGAACUACUAUUGAAAUUUAAUUGAAUUUAAUUCAUUUAAAGCCCUAAGUUUGUACACCCAGUAAAGCGUUUGGAAAUCUCGACAAGUCAUCGUUUCUAAAUCGUUCCUCCGGGUGCGUUUUCAAAGACAAAUGCUUUAAAUUGAAGAUAACAAAGCUCCAAAAAACAAAUGAUUUAGAGCAUAUAUAUGAGUAUAUAUAUUUAUAUACAGCGAUAAGCUUCGCCCAGAACAAGCUGGUGGGGUGAGCAAGUUAAAUCCUGAAUAUAAUUUGGCUAUAUUCGUGUUUUCUUCAUGAAGGGCGGACUUGGCUAUAAUUAAAUCUUAAUAAAUAAAGGAGUGUCAGAUAUAUAUCUAUAUAUAUACAUAUAUAGGGAAUGAUUGCAAACAUCCUAAAUACAUUUUUAGGAUCUAAAUGAAUGUAUUUGAUAAUCCA